AUGUCGUCCGCACAUUAUACAGAUGGAAUCAUGCUCUUCGGAGAUUCGCUCACCCAAGCUUGGUCUGAUGGCUCUUUGUCCCAAAGAAUGGCAGAGCAUUACUCAAGACGAUGUGACGUGAUCAACCGAGGCUUUGGAGGCUACAACAGCGAUUGGGCUAUUCCAGUCUUCGAGCAGGUUUUUGCUACUAAAGAAGCUAGAGAGAAAGGUUUCGCUCAAAAUGUGAAGUUGAUCACCAUUUGGCUUGGUGCAAACGACGCUGUCUUACCCAGCUCACCCCAAAACGUACCCCUCGACAGGUAUAAAGCCAAUUUAGUUCAGCUCAUCAAUCUUGUCAAGGAUCCCUCGUCGCAAUACUACUCUCCUGAGACCAAAGUCAUAAUGAUCAACGCUCCACCAAUAAUCCCAGAUGCAUGGGUCGAAGCCAGAAUUGAGAAAUGGAAAUCUUUUGGAAGUGAAGGACCUAAACCUGACCAGAAUCGAGAUAGAAAGGUGACCAAAGAAUACGCAAAUGCCUGCAUAGUAGUAGGUGAAAAUGAGGGUGUGGAUGUAGUGGACAUCUGGACAGCAAUAGUUGAUGCUGCUGGUGGUGAAAGUGAUCGCCAGCUUGCACCUUACUUUUAUGAUGGUCUGCAUCUUACUUCUGAGGGAUAUGAAGUGCUCUUCAAAGCUUUGACGGCCUUGAUUACAUCCAAAUUCCCAGAACUAGACCCAGCAACCAUGGCAAUGAGAAUGCCGCAUUGGGCAGAGGUUGAUUUGGACAAGCCGAGAGAAGCAUUUGACAAGGUCAAGAAAGGACGUGUCGCUGGAGAAUUAUGA
Molecule: messenger RNA, 819 nt
Organism: Kwoniella shivajii
Lineage: Eukaryota; Fungi; Basidiomycota; Tremellomycetes; Tremellales; Cryptococcaceae
Exons: 6
Coding region: 1-819 (272 amino acids)
Source: RefSeq, a predicted model, not a curated record